UUUUUAUGAAUGAAAAGAAUCCAGCCUCAGUGAGCAGCAGUAAUUCCGGGAAAAGGCGGACUGACAUUUUCUCGCCAGAGUCGCGUCGAACCAACAGAGUGUUUAUUUUUGUUUUGAGUGGUGCUUUCUGGGAAAAAAAAACCCAAGACAACUGGAUUAUGACAAUGGAGAUAAACAGCAAAGCCCUGAAGGUGAAGCAGGAAUGUGGCGAGAACGUCCCCAUCCUCUCCGACAGCGAGCUCAUGUCCCUGUCGGUGCGGGAGCUGAACCUCCACCUGCGCGGCCUCUCCCGGGAGGACAUCCAGAAGCUGAAGCAGCGCCGCCGCACCCUGAAGAACCGCGGCUACGCGGCUAGCUGCCGGGUCAAGCGCGUGUCGCAGCGAGAGGCCCUGGAGCAGCAGAAAAUGGAGCUGCAGAGGGAGGUGGACCGGCUCGGGGCCGAGAACGCCGGCAUGAGGAAGGAGCUGGAGGGUCUCGGAGCGCGUCUGGCCGCCCUGCAGAGGUUCGCCCGGGGCCUGGAAGCGGGCGGGGGCAGCCUGCUGGCCACGGCCCCACGCCUCAACACCGCCUCCGUCAUCACCAUCGUGAAGAGUCCGUCCCAAAGUCAGACGCAGAAAGAACAGGACCCGUCUUAGAAGAGCUGCUAGACCCAGAGCAGGAGAGGUGGGGGGUGUUUAUAGUAACAGUCUGUAAAGCAAAUWCAUGUAGAAAUGGUUAUGCUACACACACACACACACAUACACACACAGAAAACAUAAAGGCAAGACAACAGGAAGACUAAAUAAGUAGGAAAAUACUAAACUUAUUGUCUGCAUUGUGCCUUUUUCACAUUACGAUAUGCAGAAGUAACUCCUUUCACUGCAGCAAGGCCUACAAGGUUGCCCAGAAACAAUAGUUUCCUUUAGUUUCUCUUUAAAAGGACUAAGAGCAGGUGAGAAGUCAUCCAGGACAGGUGGACGUGCCCCCCCCCCACCCCCACCCCUCACUCGUGCAGUUUAGAGUUGACGAUUUCAGAAAGACGCAGGCUUCAUGGGAAGCAGGCGUGGAGCCCCGAUGCUGCGUCAGGACACACCAGCCCCUCUUCACCGAGCCGCAGCUGGACUCUGACUCAAGCCAGACUGGAUCCCAGAGUUACUGUACGUCUUUAGCUGCCACGUUGGUGCAGGCACACUGCGCUGCCAACGGGCUCCAGGGGGGGCCACUUCCUGUUUCUGAUGAUGACACCAACAGCAGGGGGACGUUGGCGCCUUCUUCCAGACCGUCUUCAUUUUUUAUUAUCUUUUUUUUAUGCUGUUGUCAUCUGAAAUGAUUUGCUGCGUCUCCAAGAUCCCCAGCCUUUCAUUUAGUCAUUAGGGUAAUAAUUAUUUCUCUUUUCUAAAUUCCUUUGAUGCUUCUGAGGCAACAGAGAGAGAGAGAGAGAGCGCGAGAGCCAGGAAACGGCACCUGCUACAGUUUAAAGGGUCCACCCCUCCACAUGGUCAUGGUUGUGCUGUCAGCGCAGUGCCUUAAGCUACAAAAACCUAAAAGGGAAAAGCAGAACAUAACGGCUCCACCUGUCGUCACGCAUCACUUUUCCUUACCAUGGUUUUUCCAGGGGCUCUGACCUCACGCCGCUCGCAUUUCCUCACUGCGCAGUAACCUCGGUACAGUCUGCUGCUGCUUCUGAUCCUACGUAUCCGUCAGACUUCCACCAAAAGCAGAGUUUCUUUCUGGCAGGAAUUUCCUGCAAAGACAACAACAACAAAAAAAAAAAUACCGAUAAUCCUCUGAAUACAUUCCUGUUUUGUGUUAUUUGUAAUGUUCAAAUGUGCUGCAGAGAGACGAAAAUGUUGAGUGACAUUUAUAAGAGAUCUAUAUAAAUAUUCUAUAUUUUAUUUGUAUUUAAAGGUAGACAUGCUAACGAGUGCUGUGAUGUUCGACACAUUUUUUUGUGUGUGUGUGUGUGUGUGUGUGUGUGUGUGUUUUUCCAGAAGUACUUAUGACUAGUCGGAGGAUAUUCUCACGUCUAAUUAUCGUGUUGUGUUGCGGACAAAGAUUACAAAAUGCUAAUUAUUAAGUCAGUGGCUGUAUUGAUGUGUGAUUAUUUGUGUGUUUGUGAGUACUUUUUUAAAUUUUUUUUGCCAUAUUUGUACUAGCUCGUCACAACGGAUUCUUGGGAGGGACACUUAUUUUUCUACGACUAUUUGUUGUUUAAAAAAAAACAAAACGUUUGAAUUAGCAGAAAGGGAAAGGGGGAAGUGAAAGAGGGACGAGGCGGAGGGACUGCUGGUUGAUGAGGGGAAAAGGAAGUAGACAGGAAGGCGACGUUUGAUACACUUGAAGACCUUUCGGGAUGUUGGUCCUUGUCAGCGCAGCGCAUUUAGGCCACAGACUAGUGCUAGCAAUAUGUAUAUGAGUACAGACUGUAACGCAAUAAAGUUGACUAGAAGAGGCAGAUGUUUAGCGAUUAUAUGAGCGUUGUUGUGGCAAAAGCAUUUAUUCUCUAUAUCGUGUCACGUUUGUCAAAAUUGUGCUGGAUGUUUUGUAAUCCCUGCAAAACAAAUAUGGUCUUUGUAUUUAUUACCUGUAUUUUUUCUACUGUGGAAAAUUUAAGUACAUUGUCUAUUUUAUAUAAUAAUUAUAAUAAAUGUUGUACAUAUUGUACAUAAAA
This is a messenger RNA of Austrofundulus limnaeus, 2650 nucleotides long. It is a transcript of the gene maff, whose product is annotated as v-maf avian musculoaponeurotic fibrosarcoma oncogene homolog F. NCBI's taxonomy places the organism in Eukaryota, Metazoa, Chordata, Actinopteri, Cyprinodontiformes, Rivulidae. Bases 6 to 635 code for a protein of 209 amino acids. Gene Ontology annotation, biological process: regulation of epidermal cell differentiation; regulation of transcription by RNA polymerase II. The transcript is spliced from 3 exons. The record is from RefSeq and is a predicted model, not a curated record. Gene Ontology annotation, cellular component: nucleus. Gene Ontology annotation, molecular function: DNA-binding transcription factor activity, RNA polymerase II-specific; RNA polymerase II cis-regulatory region sequence-specific DNA binding.